Chironomus riparius is the source of this 1659-nucleotide messenger RNA. The record is from the annotation of a GenBank genome assembly. Lineage: Eukaryota; Metazoa; Arthropoda; Insecta; Diptera; Chironomidae.
UUUUUUCGCUUCAUUCUUCGUUAAAAAAUAUUUCUACCGCCUAAUAUUUGUCACAAAACACAAUUUUAUUAAUUAAGCUAUAAUGGCAACAAUUAGAGAGCAUUACAACAAGAAAGUUUGUUAUUUUUAUGACGCUGCAAUUGGAGAGAGCUAUUUUGGCGAGAAGCAUCCAAUGAAACCAUUUCGAAUUGUAAUGGCCCAUAACUUAAUCAUGAAAUACGGAUUAUACAAGAAAAUGAAAAUUUAUCGUCCAUAUCGUGCUUCAAAGGAAGAUAUGUUUAACUUUCACGCUGACGAUUAUGUAAUAUUUUUGAAAAACAUCAAUGAGGGCUUCAUAUCAAAUGAAGUAAAGGAAUUAACUACACGAUUCUCAGUUGGAACGAAAGAAAAUGAUUGCCCAGUAUUUAAAGGAGUUUUCGAUUUGGCACAAAUCAGUUCAGGUGGAUCUUUAAGUGCUGCCGCAAAUAUCGUAUUAGGCAAUGCAGAUAUUGCUAUAAACUGGUCUGGUGGUUUACAUCAUGCAAAGAAAGCAGAAGCUAGGGGAUUUUGUUACGUCAAUGAUAUCGUACUUUGUAUUUUAGAACUAUUAAAGUUCCAUAAAAGAGUCUUAUACAUCGAUAUAGACGUACAUCACGGGGAUGGAGUAGAGGAAGCAUUUUUUACAACUGAUCGUGUAAUGACUGUAAGUUUUCAUCGUUUUGGAGAUGAAUUCUUUCCCGGAACUGGUGGAUUUAAUGACAUUGGAGCUGGAAAAGGAAAAUAUUAUUCCAUAAAUGUUCCAUUAAAAGCUGGAUUGAAUGACGAUGACUAUGAGAAGAUUUUUAUUCCUGUAAUCAUAAAAGUUAUGGAAGUGUAUGACCCAUCUGUCAUUGUUCUUCAAUGUGGCGCUGAUUCAUUGGCUGGUGAUCGACUUGGGGAUUUUAAUUUGACUUUAAAGGGACAUGGAAGAUGUGUGGAAUUUAUGAGACGAUAUAACAUUCCAUUGAUCUUGUUGGGCGGUGGAGGAUAUACAGUCAAAAAUGUAUCUCGUUGUUGGUGCUACGAAACAGCAAUUGCCUUAAACACAGAAAUUCCUGACGAACUUCCACCAAAUGACUUUUCUAGGUAUUUCAAGCCUAUAACAAAGCUUCACAUCAAGCCUGAAAAGGUACCUAACUAUAAUACACCUGAAUAUUUAGAUCAAUGCAUCGAACAUGUUUAUGAAACUUUGAGAAAUAUUCAAUCAGUUCCGAGUGUUCAAUUUAUGGAUAGUCCACCUUUAUUUAUGUCACCAGAAUCAGUUUCGAGAUUAAGCUCUAUUCGUACAUCAACUCCAGAUUCUGUUCAAUCGUUGUCUCCAAAUACUGUACAAUCGUGGUCUCCUGGCUCUGUUCAAUCAUCUCCAAAUUCAUUUCAGUCGUCUGUAAAUUCGAAUAAAUCAUCGAUUCAAGCAGAUUCAGUUCUUGAAAUUUCGUCAGAUGAAGAAGACAAUACUACAGACACAAUAUCAUCGGAUAUAAACAGCAUUCAAACAACAUCAACAGAUAGUGCAAUUGAUUCUACCAUUAUGACAGUCUCAGAAAAUGAAUAUUAUGAUGAUUAUUUUUAGUUUAAGAAUCAUGUCAAGAAGGAUUAUAGAAGAUUAAAAUAACAAUUUACAAUUUACCAAUAAGUAAAGCA